Molecule: messenger RNA, 8606 nt
Organism: Podarcis lilfordi (Lilford's wall lizard)
Lineage: Eukaryota; Metazoa; Chordata; Lepidosauria; Squamata; Lacertidae
Source: the annotation of a GenBank genome assembly
CAUGGCAACCUGUCAACACAGAUCAUCUUUCUCACAGUAGCGGGUGUACCGCCUUGCCCAGGGUGUUGUGUGGCAUCUACCUCCUCGAUUUUAAGGCUAGCCUUCAAAGUCACCCAAAAUGUUCAACCUAAGGACUAGCAUGAGUGGCAGACAAUACAGCCCUGGGGUGCUGAUUGGCAACUGGAACGAAGAUGUGUGUCUGGAAGAGGUAAUUAAAAGCUCUCCCCCCUCCCUACUUGACUUCUUUCGUUUACUUUGUGUCUUUAUUCCAUUUUCUGUUCAGUCCUUUCUACAUUUACUUGGAAACAAACUCCACUGUGUCCAGUGAGAUUACUCUCAGUUAAGUGCGCAUUGGCUAAUUUCUGCUAUAUGAUACAUGGUUGGUGCUUUUUUCCAUUAAAAUAAAUGUUUGGGGUACUCUCAUUUUCCUACUCAUAUUGAAAGACUGCCCCUCAAGGAGGCCAAACUUGGAUUCACAAAAUGUUUAGGGGUAUGCGUACCCCUGCGGCCCCCAGAAAAAAAGCACUGUACAUGAGGAAAUGUGUUUUGUCAAUAAAUUUUGUAGCAUAAGUUAUUGAUACCAAUUACUAUGGAUGUUUUAAGGAAAAUCCCCUUAAGUCUAUGGAUAGAUUUUUGUACAGUCAUACCUCGGGUUAAAUUUGCUUCAAGUUGAGCGCGUUCGAGUUGCGCUCCAUGGCAACCCAGAAGUAACGGAGUGCGUUACUUCCGGGUUUCACCACUUGCGCAUGCGCAGACGCUCAAAAUGACGUCACACGCAUGCGCAGAAGCGGCGAAAAGCGACGCGCGCAUGUGCAGACGUGUCGUCGCUAGAUACGUUUACCUCUAGAUGCGAACGGGGCUCUGGAACAGAUCCCAUUCGUAUCUAAAGGUACCACUGUACUUUUAUUCUUUAUAUUUUAUGAACUUUAAUUAUGGCAAAUAAUUAGGUAAAUGCUUUGUCCAAAACAAAGGACAUUUCUUUUUCUGUAUUUGGGAUAUUAAAGAAAAAGUGCUUCUUACUGAUGCCAACCGACCCAGCUUUUUCCUGAUUCUGCUUCCUUUUCUACACACCUUUCUGUAUUUUGUAAUCAGCUUUGUGUCUUUUGAACUCUAUUUGUGGCCCCUGGCUCAAUUUGUGGGAGUCUGCCUUAGUUGUGCACACCUCUUAAUGGUGAAAUUUAGCAGACUUUUAUUGCUGUUGUUUUUUAUUUGCAUUUGGCAUGGUUUGCGGUGGCUGGAGGUUGCGCUAUUCAGACCGAGCCCCGGUGAGACAACGGAUGCAUGUUAAAAUGCCAAGCUCACAUUAAAAAAAUUUAUUUCCCGAAACAGGAACUCCUAAAAGACUUCUUGUGUAAAAGAGAAAGAGGGGAGCUUCUAAUCCAGAAAUCAAAGAAACUGAAAGAGAACCUUUACAAGAAGGUAUGUGAUCACCCAUUGCAUUUCUACAUCUCUACCAGCGCUUGCUUAGGCACGUGGGUGGCGCUGUGGGUUAAACCACAGAGCCUAGGACUUGCUGAUCAGAAGUUCAGCGGUUCGAAUCCCUGCGACGGGGUGAGCUCCUGUUGCUCAGUCCCUGCUCCUGCCAACCUAGCAGUUCGAAAGCACAUCAAAGUGCAAGUAGAUAAAUAGGUACCGCUCCGGCGGGAAGGUAAACAGCGUUUCUGUGUGCUGCUCUGGUUUGCCAGAAGCGGCUUAGUCAUGCUGGCCACAUGACCCAGAAGCUGUACGCCGGCUCCCUCGGCCAAUAAAGUGAGAUGAGCACUGCAACCCCAAGGUCAGUCACGACUGGACCUAAUGGUCAGGGGUCCCUUUACCUUUACUAUAUCUGACUCCUGCCCGUCAUGCAGGGAGUCCAGUAAGGGUCAACCACCGGUAGGGGAAGCCCCGUCGAUGCAAACCAACUCGAGCUCCCCCUGGGUUCCUGACAGGGUUGUGGCAUGGCCCUAGCCUAGCCCCGGACUUUGGACAAGAUCCACAUCCCCGGAUUCCUUUAAUGGAAUACUCUUAAACUUGGAGGCGCAGGUGAUGGCCACACCUCCCCUCCCCCAUCAUAAAAUCAACCAAUGCCUAACCGCCAAACCUUACGAAGUUGUGACGAUUGCUACGAGAUAGGCGAAAACCAAAUGGCCCAUGGCAAUUUGCCAAGUGGAAAAAUUCCUACCAGGCCCCGCAAUGGCGAUUGAGGAAGUGAGCCAAGAGGAAGCUCUCCGGCUCGCACCUCAGUUUAAAUGGGCCCGGCUACGCCCCCCAGCCAGCGGAUUGGCUGGCAGGAAAAUGACUUGGCUGGGAACCUCCAAGGGACGUGGGACUUCAUCCCCCACCCCCAGAGGGGAGUGGGUGGCCAUGUGGUCCACCGCAACUCCUCCCCACUGGGAAGUAGAGCGGAUUUUUGGACGACUGCCAUCAUACCAGAUCUUUAGCCAUGCUGGUUAUGGCUGAUGGGAGCUGCGGCUCCAAACAUCUACAGGGCACCCGGUUGGGAAAGGCUAGUAUACACCAAUGGGCAGCUCCUUGGGAUUUCAGGCAGGGCUCCUUUUUAAGCAUUACCUGUAAAAUGCCAGGGACUGAACUUGGAAUCUGCAAGAGAAGGAUGUGCCAUAUCACAGACCAACAGAUCCUUCGCUGACUUGAGGCUGCUUUUGCCAGAUGGGCAGUUUCAUCUUCAAGGUUGUGUUUGUAAGGAUGCGUGGGAAGCCCAUCUUUUCCAGUGCAGCAAGCAAAUAAUAAUAAUAAUAAUAAUAAUAAUAAUAAUAUAUUUAUACCCCACCCAUCCAACUGGAUUUCCUCAGCCACUAUGGGCGGCUCCCAACAGAAUAUUAAUAAUAAAAAAGUGAUAAAAUAUUAAAAACUUCCCUAAACAAGUGUGGCUUGAUCAUAAAAAAAUGAUCUUUGGAGACAACCAAAGUGAAAAUCCAAAUCAUGCUAUAAUCAUCUGAGAUCCCACCCCUUCUUCUUAUUCUUUUUUUAAAAAAGGAGCAGCUCUCCAUUUCAACAGACGGAUUUAUUCACUUUGGAGAUACGGUUAUGCUGGUCAGCCCAGAUAACAACAAUUCACCUGACAAGGAACCUACCAUGAGUGGGAAUCUAUCUCUGGCUGUUAAUCCCAAGGAAACAGACAUACUCUCAGAGAAUGAACUGACAGCUCCCUGUGAUAUGAGCGCAAUCAGCAGCGUGACCCCAAUUGGCCGGAAUGCGUUCCGGAUUUUAAGGUGGGAGACUGGUUGAAUCAUUUUAUAACUUCCUAGAAUUGGAUCUUUCUUUUUCAUUCAUUCUUUCUUUCCUUCUUUCUCCCUCCUUAUUUAGUACGCCAAGACUAGUGCUGCUGUUAGCAGGCAAGUCGUCUGCUGCAUGUUUUUCUUUGCCUCCAUAUUGCCAAGGUGGCGCUGUGGUCUAAACCACUGAGCCCCUUGGGCUUGCCGAUCAGAAGGUUGGCGGUUCGAAUCCCUGUGACAGAGUGAGCUCCCGUUGCUCUGUCUCAGCUCCUGCCAACCUAGCAGUUCGAAAGCAAGCCAGUGCAAGUAGAUAAAUAGAUACCCCUGUGGCAGGAAGGUAAACGGCGUUUCCAUGCGCUUUGGCUUCUGUCACGGUGUCCCGCUGCACUAGAAGGGUUUAGUCCUGCUGGCCACAUGACCCAGAAAGCUGUCUGUGGACAAACGCCGGCUCCCUUGGCCUGAAAGUGAGAUAAGCACCACAACCCCAUAGUCGCCUUUGACUGGACUUAACCGUCCAGUGGUCCUUUACCUUUUUUUUACCCUAUAUUGCCAAGGUGCCUACUUCAGUUGUGUGCACCUUGUAAAGAUUCUGCCUUGCUUUGCACAAACCCAGAAUCCUUCAGGAGAAUCUUGCUUUGGGCUCGGGACCGGGAUCAAUUUGAAUCUGCCACACACCCCUCGUAAACGAUCUGUAACAUGUCUUCUGUUGAAAUAAUGACCUUUGUCUGUUUUUUAAAGCAUUGAAGGCGAAUGCAUGGGAGAGCCACUUAGAUUCGGGCAGAAUUUUGGUCUUGGAGCAUCUGGAGGGUUUCCAGAGAAGAUGGUAAGUGAAUAUAUGAAACAGAACGGCCCAUACAAUGUUAAUGACUAUAAUGUUAUGUUACCAUAAACCUACACAGGAUUAAGGAUGCAACAGCUAUUUGCUAACUGUUCACCAUGCUUUCCAAACUUUUCACGUUGGUGACACUUUUUAGAAAUGCAUCAUUUUGCGACAUAGUGUAUGUGUUUCACUAGUAAACCAGAGGUUAAACUAACCCCUUAUAAGAGAUACGGACACAUAUCGUGCAACGCACAUACACGCUACAGCUGACACACCAACAAGUUGUGACACACAGUUUGGAAAGCUCUGCGAUACCUACUACAGUUUAUGAUUAUGAUGAUAGCCUACUUCAUAAUUUUAACCUGCUUCUCCUUUGAAGAGCUCACACCAACAUACUUGGGACCCUGAACCAGUCUCCCAUGCAGGAUCUCACUACGCUUGGACCCCUUACCUGAACAAUGGUUGACCCUGCACUAGGGUUUAUUUAUUUUUUAAGCCCUGAUGAUGCAUUCCUUUUCUCCACUCAAAGCUGAUUUCCCACACACCACUAUUGUGCUGCAUUAUUCAGUCUUGUCCUUCCAGAUGGCCAAUUUGCUUCCGUGAUGCUCUGGUCCUUAACUCUGUUCUUUUGUAUUUUAUUGUGGUGAAUUCCAUAUAUGUGGAAGUUCUUGUAGCCAAAAAGUGGACCCAAAAUCUUCUAAAUAGUAAACAAAUAUUGAAAAUUCAGAAGUAAGUCCUGUUGAGUAAAGACUCCUUCCAACGUUAGUUAAAAGCUUCCUCUUUGUGUUGCUAGUGUGUGAAAACAGUCACGAUCCAAGGAUGCCCAGGAAUGCACCUCCAGAUGGUGGAGAUGUCAGGUGCCAUCCUGUCACCUUGGGCAUCUUCACUUGGUUGCAAGUGGCCAAUAGCCAGGUGGAAAUGGACCUGACACCUGGCCAAUUUUGAACAGUGUCCAAUUCUAUCCAACAUAGAUGAAAACCUGCUCCUUGAUCUCAGGAACCAUUUCACAAAAUUUGGCUAUGAUAUCUUAAGAGGUGCCCAAUGAAGAGACAUCAUCAAGCCGGAUGCUCAAAGUUGCCUUUGGUUUCUGUGUGGCUUUGAUCAAUGUAACUUCAGGUAGUAUUUCUGCUUUUGGCAAGUGCUGGGAUUUGCAGCUCUGUGUCCCUCAUUUCCUGAAGUUUUGCAAAUGCAAAGUCCUUCACACCCAACCAUUCAUGCCAGACUAGUCCAUACAGCAAACUUAAGAAUGCAACAUGUGAUUACAGUAUGAUGUCAGCGCAAUACUGGACCCAGAUUCGUAACCACGCUAAUAUUUGUUUUGCUUGUUCUUUGGCCUCUGUCAAUCUACAACAAUGUUUAUCUAAUUCGCAGACAAAUCAUUCCCACAUGUUUCCAUUUCCAGCUAUUUAUUGCGAGUGACCACAGAAGUUUUCAGAACAUGACAAAGAAAUCCUCCCUCCAGCCUGUGUUCUUGACCGAUGAACUUACCUACUUGUGUUCUUGGCAAGCUACCUAUCUGGACCCACAGUUACGCAUGGAAUAUGAAGGGUUCCCAGUUCCUGUAAGAAAUGAUGCCGAGCCCCUUAAGCGUACCUUGCCUUUCAGACUGUUCUCUCAUGUUCUCCAACCGCCUCUCCCUCCUUUUCCUAAACUAGCUCUGCACAAGCUCCUGUGCUCUAGGAGCCUUUAGCUGCCUCCCAUGACUCUUACCUCUUUGGCCUCUGCUAUGCCAGCCCAUAGGGACGCGGGUGGCGCUGUGGUCUAAACCACAGAGCCUAGGGCUUACCGAUCAGAAGGUCGGCGGUUCAAAACCCCACGACGGGGUGAGCUCCCAUUGCUCGGUCCCAGCUCCUGCCCACCUAGCAGCUCAAAAGCACGUCAAAGUGCAAGUAGAUAAAUAGGUACCUCUCCGGCGGGAAGGUAAACAGCAUUUCCAUGCGCUGUUCUGGUUCGCCAGAAGUGGCUUAGUCAUGCUGGCCACAUGACCUGGAAGCUGUCUGUGGACAAACGCUAGCUCCCUUGGCCUAUAGAGCGAGAUGAGCGCACAACCCCAGAGUCGUCUGCGACUGGACUUAACGGUCGGGGUACCUUUACCUUUACGCCAGCCCAUAUUCUGGGAACGGCUUUGCAUCUUUUACCCAUCAAGCCAUCUUCAGACACAUCCUUACUAUACAUUUGAAGCACAUGGCUUCCCGCCAAAAGAAUCCUUGAAACUGUAGUUUGUUAAGAACGGUGGAAAUUGUUGCUCUGUGAAAGGGUGCUGGGAAUAGUUCUCUAAGUGGUUAAAAUAUAAUUCCCAGCCAGGGGCACCAUCUAAGGAGGCCAAGGGGCUGAGAGCGCCCCCAAAGUUUUCAAGGAGGGGCCUGGGUCCCCUCAAUAUCUAUGGCCUGCAGAGGGCCUUGCUGAGCCUAUUUGUGGCUACAGUGGGCCUCACAUCUUCCUCCAACUGUGUGACAUCACAUAUGCAUAUUAUGUGUGUGACAUCACUCACAUGUGCUGAGCACCCCCCAAAAUUGGUGAGAACCUGGCGUCUGUGCUCCCAGCAUUCUUUGGGGGAAGAAAUGCUUUAAGUUGAUGGUGUGGGCAGCUUUUCUUCACCUUCCGCCUUUUCUGCACCGUUUGAACAAUAAUUCUUCCUUGCCACACCUCUCUCUGCUUUGCUUUUGAUUCCCAAGGAAAAUUUAAUCAAAUUCAUGCGUAAACAGAAUUUAAGCCCUUCUUUCCUUCAAGUAUUUCUCUUUCUCUCUCGCUCCCCGCCCCCAUUUCUAGGCAAAUACAAAGAUCCUCAUUGUUCACAGUCAUACAAAUCAGGCCUUGGCAGUUCCUCGGAUCUUCUGGAUAAGGUGAGCAACUUUUGUAGAAAGGGCACAUCUACACUACACUCCAAAUAUGCAUUGGCUUUACACCAGUUUUGAACCCCCUGGUUACCCAGGCAAUCCUGGGUACCAGGGACAGGGGAUAAAUUCAUUUCAGUUCAACAUUUAAAGGCGAUCCAUCAAAUCUGCACUUUGUAAAACAAUAUGUGAACCAAGACACGGCCACCUUUCAAAAUUCACACUUAUCUGAAUUUUGCGAUGCCACUCUCCAACCAAACAAUGCUUACAAGAAGGCAGAUGUCAGGGGGAGCUGCUUGCAAAAAGAAAGUGUACAUUGGCCAAAACUGCCCAAUAAAAAUGCAAUUUCCCAGGGAAUUCUGGGGACAGUGGGAAGUGGUGUGAGACUAUACUUACAAAGGCUGGACUUCCUCAUAAGUAGCAACCACUUCCUCCCCCCAAAUCAAAAUAAAUGCCUCCACUUCCCCAAGAAAGAAAAUUGGCCCUUGUUUCUUUUUUUGGGGGGGGGGGGGAUACUUUGAGUAACUGGGGAAGGAAUAUUGGCCGAACCUUAUAUAAAGAAGUAAUCGGAGAACAGGGCCAACAUUUGAGGACUGUAAGAAGGCAACUGGCUAAAAUGUUUUAAAAAGAUCUAAUUUUGGUUCCUCUGUUUUUUGUCAGGUUGAUGUUGAUUAAAUGUUUAGUUCGGGUUGGUGGUUAAUUUGUAACUAUAAACUGUUUAUUAUUGCUAUUACUAUUAUUGCUAUUGUUGCAGUUGCUAUUAGUUUCUGUUGAUUUAUUGGUUUGUUUGUUGCUCGUAUAGGAUAUUUUGUUAUUUCUUAAUGUUUGAUGCUUUCUUGUAUUUUUAUAUAUGUGGUAAGCUGACUUGAUUGGCUAGAGAAACCCAGCAAGGUGGGCGGGAUAUAAAUUAAAAAAAUAUUAUUUAUUAUUAUAAACAUAAGUCAACACCACAAAGUGAGCUUCCUGCCCCCACUUCAAAUAAAUGCAAGGUGUGUGGCGGAUUGUAUUUUCUUUUCUUUUUUAAGUAUAAAUCAUUUAAAUAUAUGUCUGACACCCCCUUUAUCACAUACACAGCACAAUGGGACAACAACCUACCCCCUCCAUUGCGUAUGAAUCAAUAUGGCUAACCUGACCCAACAACCUAUCCCCAACACACAUACAAACAAGCCACACUGCAAUCAACUGAGAAAUUUAAAAUUGUAUGUGUGUGGGGUCAGCUGACAUUCAGGCUGAGGCUACGGAAUGUUUAGCCAUUAUUGUUGAAUUUCUACUCUCUUCUUUUGAAGGUCAUACUUUGGAAAGGAAUUUGAGGUAAACUGCCACACAUACCUGGAUACACACAGAGCUGAAGAAGACAAGAAUUACUGGGUCAUGGUUACCGGGAAUCCGAGCGACAAAUCAACCACGAUGUUUGAUAGGCCGAAGCCUCCGUCGGACGCGGACAGAGAGCAAAACAGCGAAAUCCCCAAAGUAAUAUGCCCCUGCUAAAGCCCAUGCUUUAAAAAGGAAAUACAAAAAUGUCAUUUUUUGUGCUCAUGUAAACAGAAAGCGAGAGAGAGAGCGCGAGAGCUGAAGAUGUAAACUGGCAGCAGAGCACGAAGGAUGCUUUGCUAUUUCUUCAUUCGAGCUGAACAGAUAGGUGAGGAUGUAUUCAAAUAGCAUUAGAAAUCUAACAUUAUUCUAUCCUGUAAAAAAUAAAUAAAAAAUCCAGAAUACAAUAUCAGUACAACAAACUUAGAA